Molecule: messenger RNA, 1087 nt
Organism: Haliotis rufescens (red abalone)
Lineage: Eukaryota; Metazoa; Mollusca; Gastropoda; Lepetellida; Haliotidae
Product: universal stress protein PHOS34-like
Exons: 4
Coding region: 86-529 (147 amino acids)
Source: RefSeq, a predicted model, not a curated record
CUCAUCACUUAAACUGACUCCCGCGACAGUCAGGUGUUGAACAGCAACGAAGGGACAUUCUUGACAGCACGCUCAAUAAUCUACAAUGGCAGGCGGAGAAACUAAAGUCCUGGUUGCCGUUGAUCCCAGUGACUUGAGCGAACGCGCUUUCAGAUGGUACCUCGCCAGAUUCAAUCAGCCACUCCACAAGGUGAAAAUCUGUCACGUGCCGGAAUACUGGGGGGACGACGAUCGUAUGAUGAGCCCUGCACGGCGCCAGGAACUUGUUGACAAGACCAGUGCCUCUACGAAGCAGAUGAAAUUAAAAUACGAUGCCAUUUGUAAGGAAUUUGGGAUCGAGCAUCAGUUCGAGGAGUUGAAAGGCAAGGAAGUGUGGCACGAAAUCUGCGUCCACGCCAAGAAGAUCAAUGCUCACAUCAUCGUGAUGGGCACCCGUGGGAUGGGCACCAUCAAGCGUACCAUUCUCGGCAGCGUGAGCGACGGCGUCCUCCAUCACUGCCACAUCCCCACCCUCAUCUACAAGGAGUGACGUCUCUCACCACUACCUCAACACUCUGCUUGUGUCACUAGGGGGCAGAUAGAAAAAAAGCAAAAAUGUUGUAUGUUUAUUUAGACAUGUUGUCUUUUGACCGAUAAACACACGACAGUUAUCGAUAGGUUACAUAAUAACAUAUGCUCAAUGACAUAAAGAAAGUUUAGGGUUUUUUUGUCGUGAAGACUGUCCUCAAUUCCAUAAAAAUAUCCCCAAACAUUCAUGAUCACUACCUUUGUUGUUUCAGUAUAUGUUUGAAAAACGAGAUUAUAUAUUUUUUGGCUUGAAUUUUUUCUACCAAUUUCAUUUGUUGAACCGUUUGUUAUCUAAAUUGCUAGGUUGCAAUAGUGAAUAUGGGGUUUAACGGUUAUAUCAGUAUAGCAAUGUAGAUUAUAUGCAGAAGUAAUGCACCCUUAGGUUUGGUGUAAAAUUAUUAGCAUAAUGGCAGUAUGCUCGUGAAGAUCUGGGUUAGAAUUGGUCUUCAGCAACCUAUGCUUGUUGAAGGAGACGACUUACGGAAUCGCUGACUUUGUUGAUGCAUGUCAUCGUAUUCCA